CAGAGUUGGUUUCUUGUUGAGGGGUUUGCAUGGGGUGUCAGUGCCAAGCUUUCAUACUGGUUUGUCUCCUUUUAUUUUGUUAUGUUCACCUGCGUGCGGAGAAACAUGAGGACGCUUGAGGACGUUGUGUUAUGGGGCUUCAUGGUGGCUGCAGUGAUCACCUUGGGUCAGUCGAGGCCAAACACCAAGCUCAAUUUGCAGUCAAGCAGUGGUUUACAGUCAGAUUGUGCGGGUAAUCUGAUGAGGCUGUUGUUGGACAAGGCUCUGGCAGUGGGGAGCCAGCUCGAGGUGGAAGCCAUCAAUGGCACCCAGCACAUUGUGUUGACACCCAGCCUGGCUGCUCAGUGUGGAUACAGCAUGGAGUCUGACCCAUGGGGCAACACCAGAAUCUACACCUCUCUGAUGGGCUGCUAUGUGGACAACAAAGAAGAUACAACAUUUAACGUUGGUUUGAGACUCCGGCUGUUCAACCAUCAGAGUCCAUCAAAGGUGGCGAGUCACGACGUGUCUCAGACAUGCAGCUACUCUCGGUGGGCCACCAGAGAGAUUCUGUGUGACAGGAACUACAUGGAAGUGUCACACCACAUGGCCACACCUGCUGCUCAAUCUAAGGGGCAGGCUCAGGAUGAUAAAGACGACGCCAACGCCAUCCCUGGUGAAUCAGGUGAAGCACAUGGUAUCUGGAAAAUGACGUUUUUCACCCCAGAACCGGUUCCGAUGGUGCUGGCAGAGGCGAGACAAGCCGGUUACACUGCCAUGACUACUUCAGCCCGUCUGGUUAUGCGAAGCCCGUACAAUAUGGCAGAGACUUACUCUGAGGAAGUGGCUGGGAUCCCCAUGGAGGUUUUCCGGGUGAGCGCUUACUACAAGGCACCUCACGGUUUGAGUGUUGUGAACUUGGCAGCUGCUUGUCCCACAGGUGGCGUCCUCUUUACCGAGGAUGUGAUUUCCUGGUACGUACCUCGCCGUGUGACACCUUUGGUAGAUGGCACCUUUAAAACCCUAGAAAUGCUCAUGGGCAUCAACGGGCAGAGGCUGGAUAAAUCUCAGAUGACCGCACGAGGGUACACACUAUCUGUCACAGAUUUUCACAUCGUCAUCGAGAUCCCAGUGGGCUCACCUGAUGGUUACUACAAGAGCCAUGCCCCAGAUUACCAGUACCACAUCACGUACAGUGUGGAGCCCAUGCUUGAGGUGCUGUGGAAGGCAGAUGAUACCCAAGAUGAAACCAGAUACAAGGUUUUGUUCCCGAUUACCACCCCUCUGAUGCCCAGACCGCCACAUGUCAAAGAUGAUACUGUCCCAGAGAACAGGAUGUUCAGUGUUCACUUGGGAACCUUUCUUCAUGACGUAGAGCUCAAGAACAUCACCUUUUCCACCGUGGUUCUCACUGUUGAGGAGUGCAAUGCUGGAGGCUUUGCUGUCCAGGAGCAUCGCUUCCCCAAUGGAACAAAAAGCUUCUCCCUAAAAGUGCCCUUUGAUGCCAACGUUGUCCUGAAACAUAAUCCGGAACCCUUGGUUACCGUCUACUUCCUCCCUCUGGUCUUUGGGUUUGUUCUUCUGCCAGAAGAGACUGCAUUUGCCCACUCUGUGGAUUUACAGGCAUCUCUGCAGGAUGUUGUGCUACCGACCAUCACUGGCACCUGCGACCAGAACGUCUUUUACAUCAGUGUGAAAUAUGGGAAUCGAGGCCCUGAUUUCCAGACCUUGGUUGGGUAUCAGCAGCUAACCCCUGACCUGGGUGAGAUCUACAACACCAAAGUCAAUGACACACACUUCAGCCUUGUGGUGCCGUACACGGCCACGGACGCAGCAUACGAGCUAAUGACCUCUGAUUCAAUCAGAGCCAGACUAGACAUUCUACUGUGGGAUCCAAACAACAACUGGGUGCUUAGUGAUCUCUAUCUGGCCUGCAGUUUCCCCUUGAAGGCAACUGAGUGCCACCCAAAUGGAACAAUGACCGCAAUGGCUGUGAAGGUGGAAUCGGUGCCCAAUCUUGUUCCGAGCAUGCUGACUCUGAAGGACCAAUCCUGCAAACCAGUUUUUAGCAAUGAUCGCUUUGCUCAGUUUUCUUUCAGCGUUGAUUCCUGUGGGACCACUAGAAUGUUUUUUGACAACUACAUGCUGUAUGAAAAUGAGAUUGGCCUGUAUUACAACAACAAGAAAGGAGUGGCAUACACCUCACCAGUCGAUCCCGAUUAUAGGCAAAAGGUUUCCUGCUACUAUGUGGUCAAUGACACUCAGACGUUUUCCUACAACCCUGGAACAAUAAGCAAAGAACCUGCAGCCGAGAUUGGAUCAGGACAUCUGAUGGUACAAAUGAGGCUGGCCGACGAUUCAUCAUAUGAAUACUACUACCAAGCAGAAGAUUAUCCAGUAGUGAGCUAUCUGAGACAGCCCCUGUUUUUUGAGGUGGAGCUGAUGCACUCCACUGAUCCCCAGUUGGCACUCACCUUGGAGAACUGUUGGGCCACUCUUCAUGAAGACAGGACAUCUCUGCCCAGUUGGGACAUAAUUGUGGACUGCUGUGAGAACAACGAUGACAGAUAUGUGACCAUCUUCCCCCCUGUUGUGAGCGACAGCAGAGUUGCCAUCCCAUCCCACCUCAAACGCUUCUCCAUGAAGAUGUUCACCUUCACCAAAGGUGAAGAUGUUCUGAAAGAAGAGAUUUAUGUCCACUGUGAUGCAGUGGUUUGUGACUCAAACAGCCAAGCGGAAGGUUCCUGCAGAGGCCAGUGUGUGAAUCCUGCUGGCACCAGUGAUUCCAGAUAUCAAGGGAUGAAAGGAGUUAAAAGGGAACGAAGAAGCACAGACUUGAGCAAACAAAGGCAGAUCUCCUCUGGACCCAUUGUUCUACUGAACAUGCAAACCUCUGAAUAAAUGUUUCUUAAAACAAUA
Molecule: messenger RNA, 2898 nt
Organism: Scophthalmus maximus (turbot)
Lineage: Eukaryota; Metazoa; Chordata; Actinopteri; Pleuronectiformes; Scophthalmidae
Gene: zpax1
Product: zona pellucida protein AX 1
Exons: 21
Coding region: 82-2880 (932 amino acids)
Source: RefSeq, a predicted model, not a curated record